GGCGGGGCAGGCCCCCCCGUUGCUGCGGUGACGGGCCGGAAGCGGCCGCUGCUCCGCGCGCCAUUUUCAAAGGUUUUCAAACGCUGGGACAUCGCGGCCGCUCCGCAGCGGCCCCGGUUGCCGGCGCCUUCUUUUAGUGUUACUGCAGAAAAUUCUCUUCCUGUACAAGCUGUGACACGGUUUUGUUUGUGAUAUUUCUUCUGCAAAAGUUUCUCGGUUAGAUUAGUAAAAAAAUCUUUGUUCUUUCUAAAACACAAGCUCUUAAGCAAAUCUGAUGAACUAUUUUAAGGUAAUUUAGUAAUUUUAACUGAUACAAGUCUUCUUAAGGAGAAGAUGGGAUCAGGAGUUACCAGUUUUCUUCUGUAGUAGUAUAUGAUGUAUUCCUAAGACUCAGUCUAGACACAGUAACACAAUCACACUUUUGCUGAUUUCAACAAAGAAUCUUCAGCUUUAAUACAGAAAUACCAAGGACUUGUUUCUUUAAUCUUUGAAGACCAUUUACUACACAUCAGGACAUUGACUUCCACUUAUUUGGAAAGAAAGUGCGCCGCCGCCUUCUUCAGCCAUCCCAGCACAGCAUGUAAGGGAUUGUUGGCCAUACCAUUGCUUAGUUAAUAUCCCAACAACCUGAACCUCUUCAAGCAAAUAUUUUUGGUAGUACCCAGAACAGAUGCCUUGCUUAUAGGACUGGUGAUUCUCAUCUACAGAGCAGAACCCAGCAACCACAGGUGUUCUGUUUUUCCUUGACUGUGACAAAAGCAGCGUUGGAAGUGUGUUUACAAUGAAUACAAGUGCAGAGCGAAGGUUCCUUAAUCUCAGGAAACGUCUGGAUCAGCUGGGCUAUCGGCAGUCACUGGGAGUGGAGAGUUUACCUUUGGUGGAAAAGCUUUUCAGUGAUUUAGUUCAUACAACAGAGAGCUUGCGCAGAGCAAAGUUAUCUUCUGGAAAAACUGAGAAAGAAUGCAGCAAUUAUGAUACUAUUUUGGAACCUUAUAAAACAGAGAAUGCUAGACUUACCAGGGAAAAUAAUGAUCUACAUUUAGAAAUAUUAAAACUGAAAGAGCAGUCUGAUCAUCAUAUUAAAGAUUUGAAAGCUUCCUUAAGGAGGGUUGAACAUGAAACAUCUGACUUGAAAUUUUUGAAUAACCAGUAUGUACAUAAAAUUAAAAUGCUUGAAAAAGAGACCAAAGCCAAGAAUGAAAAAAUUCAUCAGCUUCAGGAGAAGAAUCUGCAAGCAGUGGUGCAAACACCUGGUGGCAGGAGGAAAAGCAUUCCCUUCAGGCGUCAGCGCAUGCAGAUAGACCACCUUGUGCCCCCAUCAGGUGUCAGUGCCUACCCAGUGCCUCAGCCAGAGGACCCUUACAUCGCAGACCUUCUCCAGGUGGCUGAUAAUCGAAUUCAAGAACUGCAGUCAGAAGUAACAGAGCUACAGGAAAAACUGGAGGCAUCUGAAAGUGGAAUAAAAAAUUACAGCAAACAGGUUGAGAUGAGAGACAAAGAAAUCGAGCGCUUAAUGCGGGCAUUGGAUGGUGGGCGUUCUCAUGAGGUUCUCUCUCUGGAAUCAAGAACUAAAAGUAAUGAGAAGCUUAUUUCCCACUUGAAUUUACAGGUUGAAUAUCUUCAGCAAAAAAACAAAGAACUUGAAAAUCGCAUUCAAGAUCUCUUGGACACUAAACAAAAUGUGACUAGUGAGGUAGUGGAUUUAAGCAAUAAAAACGAAGAACUGUGUCAAGAACUGAAUGAAAUAGAUCACUUGGCACAGCAGUUGGAAAGACACAAAGAAAUAGUGCUUGAGACUGCAGAUAAGGAAAUAGGAGAAGCAAAGAAAGAAAUUGAAAGAAAAGUCAGUGAAAUACAGGAUCUGCAAGAAACAAUAACAAGGCUUAAAUCAGAGUUGUGCUCAUGUCAAAAGGAGAAUGACAGACUGAAUGAAGAACUCAUUGGAAAAAAAGAUGAAAAAGGGAAUCUUGAGUUGUUGUUAAGCCAGCUUCAACAAGAGAAGCAAAGGCUGACAGAAAAAACAGAGCACUUAGAAAGAAAAGAACGAGAAUUUGUCCUAGAAAUCGAAAGAAUGAGAUUAGACUACGGUAUUGCCCUAGGAGACAAAUCUCCAUCUCGCCUAGAUGCAUUUGUAAAGACCUUAGAAGAUGACAGAGACUACUAUAAGCGAGAAUUAGACUAUCUUCAGAAAAUGGUAAAACUAAGGCCUAGCCCAAGCCGCAGGACUGCAGAGAAGAGCGAAGAGCUUAAAUCAAUCACCAGAGAAAGAGAUGAGCUGCGGUCUGUGUUAGACAGAUUUGAAAAACACAUGAUAGAAAUUCAGUCCAAUGUCAAAUUAUUGACUGCAGAAAGAGAUAGAUUAAAUGUUCUUUAUGAGCAGUCUCAGAGUGAAUUGAACAGGAUGAGAAGAGAAGCAAAACACAGCUUAGUUUCUCAAAGUACCUUAGAAGAAGAAAGAGACAUUGCACUGACGGAUUUUAAAAUACUAAUGGCAGAAAAAGAAAGUCUUGGAGAAAAAUUGAAGGUGACUACCAAUGUUUUAUAUUUAUGUACAGAAAUCAGGGAACAGAUAAAAUGUAAAGUGGAGAAUAGAAUUCAAGGACUUAAGAUUGAAAAGUGUGAACUAAGGACUACAGUCUCUAUCCUGAAAGAAAGAAUAAACUAUUUGGAAAAUGACUUAAAACUGAAGUCAAAUAAACUUGCCCAGACUUCUGAUGAUUCUUCUCAAUUUAAAGUUGAGAUUUGCUCACUUCAGCUCUUAAAUGACCAACUCCAGAAGUCUGUUGAAGAUUUACAGGACAGAUUGUCCCUCAAAGAGGAUGAACUGCAAACAGCUCAUGAAGAAAUUAUAAAGCUGAAGGAGAUAAUAGAUAGGUUAAACCAGAGGAGCACUUCACAGGAUGAAGCAGUCAGUGUGCUGAGAAGUACAAUUAGUGUUUUGGACAAAGAAAAGGACAGUCUUCAAGAAACCGUAGAUGAAAAAACAGAAAGAAUUGCAUGCUUAGAUGACAACUUAGCUAACAGGGAAAAAACAAUUGCUCAUUUACGUUUAACUCUCUCUGAGCUGGAGUCCUCAACAGACCAGAUGCAGGGCAUGCUGAGCAACAGAGACCGUGAGAUAUCCAGCUUACAUCGCCAGCUUGAUACAUCCCAGGUAGAGCUUGCAGAAAUGGGAAGGGUAAAGGAAAUGGCUCUGAAAGAAAACAGAAGACUGCAAGAUGACCUGGCUACAAUGGCCAGAGAAAACCAGGCUAUCAAUACUGAGCUUGAAGAUGCAAUACGUGAAAAAGAAGAAAUGAAAACCAGGGUUCAUAAUUAUAUAGCUGAAGUCUCCAGAUUUGAGACCUUGAUAGCUUCAAAGGAAAAAGAAAACCAAGAAUUGUUAGAGAAGUUCCGGAUGCUUCAUACACAAGCUGAAGACUGGGAAAUGAAGGCUCAUCAAGCUGAAGGAGAAAGCAGCUCAAUACGACUGGAACUCCUUUCAGUAGAUACAGAUCGGAGACAUCUUCGAGAGAGAGUAGAAUUUCUGGAAAAAGAGAUUCAAGGGCAUAUUGUUGCACAUCAAGUAUAUGAAUCUCAGAUCUCCUCCAUAACGAAAAACAUAUCCAGACUGGAAGAGGAUCUUAAACGUGAAAAUCAGGAAAAGGCUUCUGUGUUGGCAGACCUCACUUCUGUGAGAGAACUCUGUGUGAAACUUGAGGCUAACAAAGAACUUGUAGCUCGACAGCUGAUGUCCAAAAGCAUGGAUUAUGAAAGGGUUCUAGGAGAAUUAGAAGAUAUAAAAUCAGAAACAGAGUUGCUGAAAAAGCAGCUAUCCAGUGAGAGACUUACAGUUCAGAAUCUUGAAACGUUAUUGGCUACUAGUAGAGACAAAGAAUUUCAAAAUCAAUUAAUGUCUCAAGAGAAAGAUACCGAUAUUCAGUUACUGAAAGACAAGCUGACGCUGGCUGAAAGCAAACUAAGCAGCAAUAAUAGAGAGGUUUCCAUACUUCGAAGUAAAGUUGCACAAAUGCAGACUGAGUGUGAUGUUUUAAAAAGGAAACUGACAACUGAGCGAUUUGAACGGGAGCGAGCGAUUCAGGAGAUGCGUCGCCACGGCCUCUCCACGUCCUCACUCCGGGCUUCGCCUCCCCUCAGCUCCACACUGAGAUCUCCCUCGCAUUCUCCAGAGCGCAGCGCUGGGAGAACUGAUCAAGCAGCAGCUGAAAAAAGUGUGACCUUCAAGGAAUAACCAGUACUUGAGUAACCGAAGCAUUACCUUGUGACAAGGACUUCUUUUUUAUAAAUUAUGAAUACUGUCUUGUAUUUUACCUCUGUUUUCUUCAAAUCAGUGAUUACCUUUGAAACCUCUGAGAACGGGUGAAGUAAUCAACUUUUCAAAAUUCUGCUUUCCCAACUGGCAGGAGUGACUGACUUUUUCCUGGCUGUUUGACAGGUUUUAUAUCAAGCCUGGCUAAGUUUGGUUACUAUUUUGGAAACAUAGUAGUUAUAAGAAGGAAAUGAGUACUUGAUUUGACAAUCUUUUACGAUUUUAUUUGUUUGUUUAUCUCAUAUGUUUGUAGAAGUUUAUUCAUCUUAAUGUGAGCUAACAUGGAAUAAAAUCCCCGACUGUGUUAAAAAUGCUGAGCCAGUUUUCUACUCAUGCUGAUUUCCUAUGUUUGUGCUUCUAACAAGUGUUUUCUGUUUUCAGGUUAUUCUUUAUGGUAUUUAAAAGUAUUGAUUAUCUAUUCUGUGAGUGCAUUUUGUUUACUGAACCUUUUCUCAAUAAAAAAUACAUAUCAGUUA
Molecule: messenger RNA, 4785 nt
Organism: Cyanistes caeruleus (blue tit)
Lineage: Eukaryota; Metazoa; Chordata; Aves; Passeriformes; Paridae
Source: RefSeq, a predicted model, not a curated record